This is a messenger RNA of Bombyx mandarina (wild silkworm), 3144 nucleotides long. It is a transcript of the gene Tkz, whose product is annotated as tyrosine kinase-like protein. Lineage: Eukaryota; Metazoa; Arthropoda; Insecta; Lepidoptera; Bombycidae. Gene Ontology annotation, cellular component: signaling receptor complex; plasma membrane. The record is from RefSeq and is a predicted model, not a curated record. Gene Ontology annotation, biological process: multicellular organism development; positive regulation of kinase activity; positive regulation of phosphatidylinositol 3-kinase/protein kinase B signal transduction. Gene Ontology annotation, molecular function: ATP binding; protein tyrosine kinase collagen receptor activity; collagen binding.
UUGUGUACUGUGGUUGGUUUGAAUGUGUGGCAAUAAUUUUAUUACCGUCUGUGAUUUCCUAUUCGCAAUAUUAAAAUAAAAGUUAAUUUAGUUUCGUGAUGUUUGCUGUUAAUAAUAGUGAGUAAGUUUUAGGUCUUAUUUUGAGGUAUGACCAGUGUUAUAAACAGUCUAAGGACGAAGUUAUGUUAAUUUACUCCCUAUGUCACCGGGUUCCACCUAUGUACCUGGCGCUUAAAGACUUGAAGCGUCGGAGGAUGAUGAAGUGAGGGUGACGAGAUGUUGUCGUGUUUAGCUGUCUUGCUGCUCGUCGAGGCAUCAUUACUGCACGCACUUGACAUAUCUCAAUGUAUAGCGCCUCUCGGAAUGGAGAGCGGCCUGAUUGCCGACAAGGACGUCACUGCUAGUUCUUGUUAUAACGAUGGCAACGUCGCGCCGCAGAACGGAAGGCUAAAUCAAGACAUCAAAGGAGGUGCAUGGUGUCCUAGAUCCCAAAUCACGACUGAAUCCACAGAGUGGCUAGAAAUUGACCUUCACACUGUACACGUAAUCACCGGUGCAGGCACCCAGGGUCGUUUCGGUAACGGCCAAGGUCAAGAGUACGCGGAGGCCUACGUACUUGAAUAUUGGCGCCCUAAACUUGGGAAAUGGGUACGAUACAGGAGCUUAGACGGCCAAGAGAAACUGACCGGUAAUACUAACACAUACUUGGAAAAGAAGAAUCAUCUAGAGCCGCCGAUCUGGGCGUCCAAAGUUCGUUUCAUUCCUUACAGUUCGCAUAGACGGACUGUUUGUAUGAGAGUUGAAUUGUAUGGAUGCUAUUGGAGCGUGGGAGUGGUUUCGUAUUCGAUGCCUAAAGGCGAUAGACGUAGUAAUGGAAUCGAACUCACGGACAUGAUCUACGACGGUCAGUGGGGCGAGGAGCUCCGCGGGGGCUUGGGCCAACUGGUGGACGGUCAGUUCGGAAGCGACGACAUCCGAGAAGCCUCUAAGAACUCCGCCUGGGUCGGCUGGAGAAACGACUCGAGACCAGAUCCCCCGGUCAUCAUAUUCGAAUUCGACAAAGUCCGCGAGUUCAGCGCUGUACAUAUAUUUUGUAAUAAUAAGUUCAUGAGGGAUGUACUAGUGUUCUCUGAAGCAAUUAUAUCAUUUUCGAUCGGCGGUCGUCACUUUCAAGACGAACCUAUCCACUAUACAUACGUUCAAGACAAGAUCUUCGAGAACGCUCGUAACGUGAGCAUUAAACUACACCAUAGAAUAGGGAAGUGGGUGCGGAUCGAACUUCAGUUUGCCGCGAGGUGGAUACUUGUUAGCGAGAUCGUUUUUGAUUCAGACGUAGCACAAGGCAAUUACACACCGGAAAGUAUGAAGCCACCGGUCAGUAAGGAUAAAACGAAAGUGAUUUCAAGUAAAGAGGUACCUAUUUCGACGGCCCAUCAGGAAGAUCCGCUGUACGUCGCGAUUGUCGUGGGAGUGUUGACCGCUCUCGUCAUACUGUUGGCCGUUGCGAUAUUCCUUAUAAUACACCGACACAAACAUAGGAAGUGUUUCGCUUCUCCGCUUGCGAAGUCGGCUGUCUCGCAGAAACGGGCCGUUGAGAGCUACAGUGGGUGCGGUACGUCUAUGCUACCCGAGAACAAAAUGAUCUUAGACUGCGGUCUCGAUGUCAAGUCAGACGAGUACCAGGAGCCCUAUCAGGCUCUCAAAUGCGCUCCCUACUUUAGUUACAGCACGGUCCUGCUCGAGAUGAAAGAUUUUAAGGACUCCAACACCGCGCUCUCUGACAGUUCGAACUACGAUUAUGCGGUACCAGAAUUGAGUUCGGCUCCGUUGUUAACGAAGCGGAUGGGAGAAACGCUUUCCCAGCAAGCUACCGAGCUUGUUGGCGAGCCGAUGGACACGUUACCUGACCUCGGAACGAGACGAUCCCUCAAUCCUUCCGUACGAUCCAAACAAAGCACGAGAUCGCCGAGUCAACAAGAAAUAUUGUUGGAUCUGAAGAGACGCCUCGAAACUACUAACGUUAUUGAGUUCCCGAGGCACAGACUCCGGAUGAUCUCUAAGUUAGCCGAGGGCGCCUUCGGAACCGUUUACGUAGCGGAAGCGGACGGUGUGCCUGAAUAUAACGGAGCCAUUACGUCGGAGAAGAGAUUAGUGGCCGUCAAAUUCUUAUGUCACGACGCCACGCUCAAGGAGAGGUAUAUCAUGGAGGAGUUCGAACGCGACGUCCGCAUAUUGGCCGCGUUGUCCUCGCCUCACCUCGCGAGGGUAUUGGGCGCGUGUCGCUCGCCGCCCCUCGCCGUGGUGCUGGAGUACCUUGAGCUCGGGGACCUGUGUGCGUUCCUGCGGGCUGCUAUUCCGCCGACGGCAGCCACGCUCCUGCACAUUGCCACGCAGAUAGCCGCUGGAAUGCAAUACCUCGAAUCGCUCAAUUUCGUUCACAGGGACUUAGCAGCUAGGAAUUGUCUGAUCGGGAAGGGUUAUCAAAUUAAAAUAAGCGAUUUCGGCACCGACAACGAGGCGUACACUUGCGACUAUUAUAAAGUGGACGGUCGCGUACCGCUGCCUCUGCGCUGGGCGGCCUGGGAGUCGGUGCUCCGGGGAAAGUACACGACCAAGAGCGACGUGUGGGCGUUCGCGGUCACGCUGCACGAGAUAUACUCGCUCUGCCGACGGCGCCCCUACGAGCACCUAACCGACUGCGAGGUUUUGGAUAAUCUGUCGCACUUACAAGCGGACGACGGUAUGUUCGAGUGCGUCGACCGCGCCCCCGGCUGUCCCCGGGACCUCUACGAGCUGAUGCUGGAAUGCUGGCGGAGAGACGAACUGGACCGGCCCACGUUCGGUGAGAUCCAUCUCUUCCUGCAGCGCAAGAGUCUCAACUACGCGACCACGUGAUCCAGGCGCGUCCACUGCCCGACUCUGUUCCCGGGCGCGGAAUAGCGAUCGCGUCGGAGCGACGGUCGGGACCCGGGAUGCAGAUGCUACGCGAUCGACGAACACGUCGCGGAGACGAGGUUCUGAGCUCGCGGGCGACCUUUGAACUUCUUUGUGUGUUUGUGUGUGUGCUCGAUGCGCUUCUUUCGUUUUUGACUCUGGCACGGUUUGUGCAUUGGCCAGUGUCAAGUAAUAAGAUUUUUAUAUAAU